Rubroshorea leprosula is the source of this 2377-nucleotide messenger RNA. NCBI's taxonomy places the organism in Eukaryota, Viridiplantae, Streptophyta, Magnoliopsida, Malvales, Dipterocarpaceae. The record is from the annotation of a GenBank genome assembly.
GUCGCGCACCUGGAAAUGGUGGGUGAGUCUCCCAGCGGGGGCUGCUGCAUACACAAGGACUCGAACUCGAGACCUUGCUUAAGCUGGAACAAGCCGCUUACCACUUGAUCCAACCCCUCGUUGGUUUCUUUGAAAAUCUUUGAAGCAACUAAAAAGAAACAAUAGUUCCAUGCCCAGAAGGUAUAAAUUUUUGGCAAAAAUAUGACAUAAGGACCCGAACUUACACCAAAUUCGCAAUUUCAGACCCAAACUUUGAUUGCGCUCAAUGAAGGUCCCGAACUCCACCAAAUUCUCAAAUAAGGACCCAAUUGGACGGAAAAAUUAACUUCCGCAUUAUUGAUUGUUUGAAAUUCAGUUAUGAAUGCCUAGAACAACAAUGCCAGGAGUGUUUUUUAUGUUGUGCAUUGUAUCCUGAAGAUUAUGAAAUCAGCAAGGAGAAGUUAAUUGAGUAUUGGAUUGAGGAGGGGCUUAUAUAUAAAGAAGGGAAAACUAGGGAGGCAAUGAAUUGGAAGGGUCAUGAUAUACUCGAUAAGCUAGUUGACAACUGCUUGUUGGAAUCGGGUGAAAGGAUGUACAAAGAAGAAUAUGUGAGUAUGCAUGAUCUUCUCCGAGAAAUGGCACUGGAAAUCAGUCCUCAAUUCUUGGUGAAAGCCAGCAUAGCCUUGGAGAAGUUACCAGAGGAGCAUGAAUGGAGAGAAAAUCUUUUGAAGGUUUCUUUAAUGAGGAAUCACAUAACAGAAAUUCCUUCAAGCAUGCCGUCUCCAAAGUGUCCUAUGCUCACAACCUUGCUGUUGUUCGGAAAUAAGAUUUCAACAAUUCCAGAAGCCUUUUUUGAGCAUAUGCUUGGGCUCAAGAUCCUUGAUCUUUCCUGGAAUCGUCAGCUAUGUAGGCUGCCGAGUUCUAUCUCCAAAUUGGAGAAGCUUACUACAUUAUUGCUAUUUAACUGUAGUUCCUUAAGAGAGGUACCAGCAUUAUCCAACCUUGUAGGGUUAAAGAAGUUAGACCUUUGCUGGACAUCCAUUGAAGAACUACCGCAAGGCCUCAACAUGUUAACAAAUCUAAAAUAUCUUGGUCUUGGUGGAAGAUUAUCUGAAACACUUGAUGAACCGCUACAAAAUCUCUCCAAACUUCAGCAUUUACUAGUAGUUGCCGAUUCCCUUAGCAAAACAGAAUUUAAAUGGGAGACGAUUGGAAUUUGGGGGAAGCUUCAAAACCUUGAGAGGCUGUAUCUUGAUUCUUUGCAUAACUUGAAUAUGGUGUUUGGGGAAGUAGGAGCAAUUGCUAAGUUAGCAUCGCUACCAGCUGGCACAUUUUCCUCUCUUCAAGAUAUUAGUGUUCGGCAUUGGUCUGAAUCUAAAGAAGGAGAAAAAGUCACUCUACCCAACUUAGAAAGGUUGAAAUUGACAAGUUUGCCCUUAUUGAAGACCAUCUAUAGCGGUUCUUUGAUUUGUGAUUCCAUCAAGAAGAUUGAAAUUUCUGAUUGUGAAAAUAUAGAGAGUGUUUUUUGGUCUGGCUUCAACCCAUUUCCAAAUCUUGAAUAUCUGGAACUUAUCAGUUUACCGCAUCUGAAAUCUGUGUUUGAUGAAGAAGGUCUUGGUUUAUCGCCACAUGUACCUCCCACAAGCUUUUUCUCUCUUAAAGAAAUUAGGGUUUCUAGGUGUAAGCAAUUAAAGAAGGUAUUCUCAUCUGGAUGGCUGCUCCACUACUUCCAAUCUCUAGAGACUAUUGAGGUUUCAUGGUGUUCGCAAAUGGAGGAGUUGAUAUCAUCAUCGGCACAUGAAGAAGAAAAAGUCACUCUACCCAAGUUAGAAAGGUUGGAAUUGACAAGUUUGCCCUCAUUGAAGAGCAUUUGCAGCAGCUCCAGUGUGUUGAUUUGUGAUUCCAUCCAGAGUCUGAAGAUUUUCGGCUGUGAGAACCUAAAGAGGAUUCCUCUGAAUUUUCCCUUGCUUGAUAAUGCCCAAUCAUCUCAUCCUCCUUCCCUCAAAGAAAUUGCUGUAUUCCCAAAAGAAUUGUGGGAAUCAUUGGAAUGGGACCAUCCCAAUGCAAAAGACAUCCUUUUCCCCUUCUGUAAAUUUCAGCUGACAUGGGGGUAGGGCGCACCGCAAAUCAAUUGGGAUUUGGCUCGGUAACCACAAGAAAGUUGGAUUAAAUCACAUAUGCACUAGUUGCUGUUGCUAUUGGGUUUUCAAUGUAAUAUAAUCUUUGUUUUUCUUUUGCUGUGUGUGUUGUGUGUUUAAAUAUGUCCAAUUUUAAGUGGAAAACUGGAAAUGUUUGUUUCUUUAUUAUCUGUGUAAUGUUGUCUUUGAAAUUGUGUGGGAAAAAGACUUGAGACUGUAUUUGCUUUUCUUGUUAUAUGUAUUUCAAUUUAUUGCAUUUG